Gastrolobium bilobum is the source of this 3132-nucleotide messenger RNA. RefSeq names its product probable leucine-rich repeat receptor-like serine/threonine-protein kinase At3g14840. Lineage: Eukaryota; Viridiplantae; Streptophyta; Magnoliopsida; Fabales; Fabaceae. Gene Ontology annotation, biological process: protein phosphorylation. The record is from RefSeq and is a predicted model, not a curated record. The transcript is spliced from 24 exons. Gene Ontology annotation, molecular function: protein binding; protein kinase activity; ATP binding. The coding region runs from base 4 to 2997 and encodes 997 amino acids.
AGCAUGAAUACAAGUUUCCGUCGUUUCUUCUUCCCCUUGUUCCUUGCUGCUUUUUGCUUUGCCUCCUUAGCUUUUGGUGCCACUCUGUCUAAAGAUGAAGUGCAAGCUUUGAGAGGUAUAGCUAAGACACUUGGGAAGCAGGAUUGGGAUUUCAGUGUAGAUCCAUGCAGUGGAGAAAGUAACUGGACAUCAUCUGUUCAAGUGAAAGGGAGCGAAAAUGCUGUCAUAUGCAAUUGCUCAUUUGUCAAUGGCACCCUCUGUCAUAUCACUAACAUACUUUUGAAACAACAAAAUCUCCCAGGCACUCUUCCACCGGAACUGAUCAGGUUACCUUACCUUCAAGAAAUUGAUCUCACUCGCAACUACCUGAACGGUACAAUUCCUAAAGAAUGGGGUUCUAUGAAUCUUGUAAACAUUUCUCUCCUUGGGAAUCGAUUAACGGGUUCAAUACCAGUAGAGAUAGCAAACAUAUCCACUCUCCAAAGUUUGGUCUUGGAGACCAAUCAAUUAUCUGGAAAUCUUCCUCCAGAGCUUGGGAAUCUAUCACAGAUUCAAAGACUUCUACUUUCCUCCAACAAUUUCAUUGGAGAACUACCAGUAACAUUGGCCAAGCUCACUACAUUGCAGGAUAUUCGAAUUGGGGAUAAUCAAUUCUCUGGGAAGAUACCUGAUUUUAUUCAAAGCUGGACAAGUCUCCAAAAACUAAUUAUUCAAGGGAGUGGAUUAAGUGGGCCAAUUCCUUCUAAAAUUUCACUUCUGCAAAACUUGACAGACUUGAGAAUUAGUGACCUGAAUGGAUCUGAAUAUUCUCCUUUUCCACAACUUAGUAAUAUGAGAUUAAAAUAUCUGGUUCUGAGGAAUUGCAACAUUAAUGGAACACUACCUGCAUAUCUUGGGACGAUGACAAGCUUAAAAAACUUAGACCUCAGCUUUAACAAAUUGAGUGGACAAAUUCCGAGUACCUAUGAUAGCCUAAGAAAAGUGGAUUACAUAUAUUUAACUGGAAACCUUCUCACUGGACCAGUGCCUGCAUGGACAGAGAAAGCGGAUAACGUAGAUAUUUCAUAUAAUAACUUCAGCAUCGGAAGCCAAGGAAGUCAGACAUGUCAAGAUGGAAAUGUGAACUUGUUUGCUAGCUCUUUGACGCGCAAUGACUCAGGAACGGUUUCAUGUUUGAGAAGCUUUGUCUGUCCUCAAACCUCAUACUCUCUUCACAUAAAUUGUGGUGGGAAGCUGGUAACAUUCAAUGGAAGCACAUAUGAUGAUGAUUUAGAUGCAGCAGGACCAGCUAGAUUCCACCAGAGUGGAACAAGAAACUGGGCAUUUAGCAGCACUGGUAACUUCAUGGAUAAUGAUGGUGGAGACUACUAUACUUGGUCAAAUAAGUCUAGGCUUCCUAUGGUCAAUUCUGAACUGUACAUGACUGCACGAGUUUCUCCCAUUUCUCUGACUUACUAUGGAUUUUGCCUGGGAAAUGGAAACUACACGGUAAAUCUACAUUUUGCAGAAAUCAUGUUCAAUGAUGAUCAAACAUUUAACAACCUAGGAAGGCGUGUAUUUGACAUCUACAUUCAGGGAAAGCUAGUGCAGAAGGACUUCAAUAUUGCAGAAGAAGCAGGAGGAAUUGGUAAGGCAGUCACAAAACCAUUCACUGCUGUUGUGACUAGUAAUACCUUGGAGAUCCGUUUAUAUUGGGCUGGGAAAGGCACAACUGGUAUCCCAUUUAGAUCAGUAUAUGGCCCUCUGAUAUCAGCUAUAUCUGUGGAUUCUGACUUUCCACCUCCCUCGGAAAAUGGAAGCAGCAUAUCUGCAGGAGCUGUGGUUGGAAUUGUGGCUGCAGGAGCAAUUAUUAUCAUCCUGGUAUUUGGUACACUUUGGUGGAAAGGCUGUUUUGGAAAGAAAAACACGUUAGCAAGAGAGCUAAAGGGUUUAGACAUGCAAACGGGUCUAUUUACCUUAAGACAAAUCAAAGCAGCAACAAACAACUUUGAUAUUGACAAUAAGAUUGGAGAAGGAGGAUUUGGUCCUGUGUACAAGGGAUUUCUAUCAGAUGGGACAAUAAUAGCGGUCAAGCAGCUUUCUUCUAAAUCAAGGCAAGGGAAUCGUGAAUUUUUGAAUGAGAUAGGCAUGAUUUCUGCUUUGCAGCAUCCUUGUCUUGUUAAACUCUGUGGAUGUUGUGUGGAGGGAGAUCAACUAUUGCUGGUAUAUGAAUAUAUGGAAAACAAUAGCCUUGCUCGUGCUUUAUUUGGCCCAGAAGAAUACCAAAUAAAAUUGGAUUGGCCAACAAGACACAAGAUUUGUGUUGGUAUUGCUAGAGGUUUGGCAUACCUUCAUGAAGAAUCAAGACUGAAGGUUGUUCAUAGGGACAUCAAGGCCACUAAUGUGUUGCUUGAUAAAGAUCUCAACCCAAAGAUAUCAGACUUUGGUUUGGCCAAGCUUGAUGAAGAGGACAACACCCAUAUUAGCACCCGAAUAGCUGGCACAUAUGGCUAUAUGGCUCCGGAAUAUGCAAUGCGUGGUUAUUUGACUGACAAAGCAGAUGUCUAUAGCUUUGGAAUUGUUGCCUUGGAAAUCAUACACGGAAGGAGCAAUACCACUCAGAGACAAAAAGAAGAAGCAUUUCAUCUUCUUGAUUGGGCACUUCUGUUGAAAGAGAAAGGUAAUCUAAUGGAGCUAGUUGAUAGAAGAUUGGGUUCAGACUUAAACAAAGAUGAGGUAAUGGUGAUGAUCAACGUGGCUCUCCUAUGCACUAAUGUGUCUCCUGCACUUAGGCCUACCAUGUCUUCAGUGGUAAGCAUGCUAGAAGGAAGAAGUGUUGUUCAGGAAGUGGUUUCAGAGCAAAGUGAGGUGUUGGAUGGGAAGAAGUUGGAGGCAAUGCGACAGUAUUACAAUGACCAGAGUGUCUCAAUGGAGGGGCCAUUGACUAGUUCAUCUACUUCUGUAACAGAUCUCUAUCCUGUAUCCCUGGGUUCUACAUACUGGGAGAACAGAGAUUAAAGACUAUGGAGUGAAAUUGCAUUCAUUUGUAUUAAUCAUCUUGCCAUGAGUUGGUGUGAAAUAUUAGUUUCUUCCUUAUAAAUCCAUAGGGUACAUUUUUUUCCUUACUAUAAUACAUUUUUUAUUUAUUAAAUU